Messenger RNA from Lasiodiplodia theobromae, 900 nucleotides. Its product is annotated as Mitochondrial 2-oxodicarboxylate carrier protein. The transcript has 7 exons. The record is from RefSeq and is a predicted model, not a curated record. Bases 1 to 900 code for a protein of 299 amino acids. Lineage: Eukaryota; Fungi; Ascomycota; Dothideomycetes; Botryosphaeriales; Botryosphaeriaceae. Gene Ontology annotation, biological process: transmembrane transport.
AUGGCAACCGACAAGCCCCUCCCCUUCGUCUACCAGUUCGCCGCCGGUGCGGUGGCUGGCGUUUCCGAGAUUCUCGUCAUGUACCCGCUUGACGUGGUCAAGACCAGAGUGCAGCUUCAGACUGGCAAGGGCGCUGGUGAGGAAGCCUACAAUGGCAUGCUGGACUGCUUCAGGAAGAUCAUCAAGAACGAGGGUUUCUCGCGCCUGUACCGUGGUAUCAGCGCGCCCAUCAUGAUGGAGGCUCCCAAGAGGGCUACCAAGUUCGCUGCCAACGACGAGUGGGGCAAGUUCUACCGCAACCUAUUUGGCCAGGCGCAGAUGAACCAGAGCCUUUCCAUUCUGACCGGCGCCUCCGCUGGUGCCACUGAGUCCUUCGUCGUCGUUCCCUUCGAGCUGGUCAAGAUUCGUCUGCAAGACAAGGCCCAGGCCGGCAAGUACAACGGCAUGCUUGACUGCGUCUCCAAGAUCAUUAAGCACGAGGGUCCCCUCACUCUGUACCAGGGUCUCGAGAGUACCAUGUGGAGGCACAUCUUGUGGAACGCCGGUUACUUUGGAUGCAUUUUCCAGGUCCGCGCGCUCCUGCCCAAGGCAGCGGACAAGACUUCGCAGAUCAGGAACGACUUGCUCUCCGGUGCCAUUGGUGGCACGGUUGGUACCAUCGUGAACACGCCUAUGGACGUUGUCAAGUCGCGCAUUCAGAACACUCCCAAGGUUCCCGGUGUCGUUCCCAAGUACAACUGGGCUUGGCCGGCUCUUGGCACGGUCAUGAAGGAGGAGGGUUUCGCCGCGUUGUACAAGGGCUUCCUGCCCAAGGUGCUGCGUCUGGGACCGGGUGGUGGUAUUCUGCUCGUCGUCUACACCGGCGUUCUGGAUUUCUUCAGGAAGAUGAGGAGCGAAUAG